Molecule: messenger RNA, 1458 nt
Organism: Helianthus annuus (common sunflower)
Lineage: Eukaryota; Viridiplantae; Streptophyta; Magnoliopsida; Asterales; Asteraceae
Product: replication protein A 70 kDa DNA-binding subunit C-like
Exons: 11
Coding region: 1-1458 (485 amino acids)
Source: RefSeq, a predicted model, not a curated record
AUGGAGAACAAUAAGAUUACUAUGUUCCGGUCACUCGAUGCUCACUUAACUAACUACACCAUCAAGGCCAAGAUCAUAUCAUUGUGGCAUAAAAAAAUGAAUGGUGAUGAUAAGCAAAUAUAUCGAGUUGAUAUGUUGUUGAUGGAUGAGGAGGGUUCAUUUAUUCAAUGUAGCUGUUUGAACAAACUUUUCAAACGGUUCCUCAAGCAUUUGGUUGUUGAUGACUGUUUAUUGAUUCACAAACCAUCACUUGCAAAAGAUACUACAAAGAUAAAGGUUACGGGAAAAUAUCAGAAGCUAUCUUUGUAUCCAUUCAGUUCUGUUCUGAAAAUAGAGAAUUGGUCUGGGCCUCGCUACUAUUUUCGUUUCACUGAUUUUAAAUCUGUGUUGACCAAAAAAGUUCCAGCUAAUACUCCUAUAGAUUUUGUUGGUUACGUGGUUGUGUCUUAUCCUAUUGAGGAUGUGGAUAAAAAGGAUGGCACUAAAGCCAAACAAAUGAACCUAACUCUCAAAGAUCUCCAUGAUACCAAGAUUAGUCUUACAUUAUGGGAAAACUAUGCAAUCGAGAUGUCCGAUUACAUGAAUGGUAAGAACCGCGAAGAUCAUGUGGUUCUUCUUGUGCAUUUUGGCACGGUAAACAUCUAUCAAGAAAAAAUUGGCCUUACCAAUAUGUUUGAAGCAAGUCGUCUAUUCAUUAAUUCUGAUAUUGAUGAGAUAAGAGAGUUCAAAGACAGGUAUGUGGAGAAGGAGUUUUCUCAAUCGUCUUCCAGUAAACAAUCAUGUUCUCAAGUGAUAUCCAAUGUUGAAGAUCAGUUUCUUAAUGCUGGUGACUUUGUGUUCAAUGCUUUCAUUUCUUCCAUUGAUAAGGAGAAGAAGAUUGUCAUUGUUGGUACUGUUAUUGCAAUAUCAAAUCAUAGCCUUGCUAUUAAGCUUUUUAAGAAAACCGCCAAACAACUCCUGGAUGUUUAUACAAAGGUUGACAGUUCCACAGAAGGAGCCUUUCAAACACUUCCAACUGAGUUUGAUACGCUGAUCAACAGAAAGUUUGCUUUUCAAAUCAAAGUUUCCAGUUAUAACAUUGCUAACCAGUCGGAAAACUAUGGAAUUUCUAUGUUAUCUUCUGAUGACGACAUACUCUCAGCGCUAGAGAAUAAAUGGAAAAUUAAUGAGUUUGAUCAGUCUGAGUCAAAUGUUCAAUCAUUGUCUGAUUCGGUCGGUAAUGUCAAAUUCAUAUCAAAGGAAUCACAUUCUGUAAUUGGUGACAAUGUUACACCAGAACAUGUUGAUGUUACCGAUCAUGGUCAGUCAAAGUUGGAAAACAUCAAACGUAACCUUCAAGAAGUUUAUGAUGUUGAUGCUGUUGACAGCUCUUCUACUAAACGUCCGAACAUUCCUGGGAAUGUUGAAAUAAAAGAUGUUAUCAAGUUUGACCUCAUCACCCCAAAGUUAGAGAAAUGA